UUUACAGAGCUCGCGCAGAUACGUAAUAUUGGCAUUUCCGCACAUAUAGACAGUGGGAAGACCACGAUCUCCGAGCGUAUUCUGUUCUACACGAACAGGAUAGAUGAAAUGCACGAGGUUCGUGGAAAAGAUGGUGUUGGUGCGGUAAUGGAUUCAAUGGAGCUAGAACGUCAGCGUGGGAUCACCAUCCAGUCUGCAUCCACUUUUACCACUUGGCGUGGACACACAAUCAACCUGAUCGACACACCCGGGCACGUGGACUUUACGGUUGAAGUGGAGCGUGCGCUGCGUGUGCUUGAUGGGGCUGUGCUUGUCUUGUGCGCAGUUGGCGGUGUACAAAGUCAAACACUAACAGUCAGUCGCCAGAUGAACCGCUACGAGAUUCCGCGAAUAGCUUUUGUGAACAAGUUGGACAGACUAGGCGCGAAUCCACAACGCGUUUUGGAGCAAAUGCGUUCCAAACUCCAGUUCAACGCUGCCUUCGUCAACAUACCUAUCAGUACAGAUCCAAAAAGCACGGGAAUCGUCGAUCUGAUUGAACAAAAAGUGCUCUAUUUUGACGAGCCAUUCGGUCUGAACGUACGCGAAGACGCUAUCCCAUCGGAGAUGCUGAGUGAAGUUGCUGACCGACGAGCGGAGUUUAUAGAAUGCUUAGCAAACGUUGAUGAUCAAGUAGCGGAGUCCUUCUUGAAUGAGAAACCUCUGAGUGAACAACAACUGAAAGCUGGUGUCCGACGUGCAGUGAUCUCAAGAAAAUUUGUUCCAGUCCUCGUAGGGUCCGCAUUGCGCAAUCGAGGCGUCCAACCCGUUUUGGAUGCCAUUGUGGACUACUUACCUAAUCCAAGUGAAGUGCAGUAUUAUGCGCUUGAUGAAAGUGGCGACACUUAUCCGCAACCCACAAUCCGCUCACUUUCCACACUUUCCUCUUUACUCAGAACGUCCGUCAAAGUUCCACUCAACGCUGAACGAUCUGACCAGCAACCUUUCUUGGGACUCGCCUUCAAACUGGAAGCAAGCAAGUUUGGCCAACUCACGUAUGUACGUGUCUAUCAAGGCUGUCUCCAUCGUGGCCAGGUGAUCGUCAACACCCGUACUGGACGUCGCAUUCGCUGCCCACGCCUGGGUCGUCUCAAUGUAACGGAAUUCGAAGAACUGGAAACCAUUUAUGCAGGAGAUAUUGCUUCUCUGUUUGGCGUCGACUGCGCUUCCGGUGAUACCCUAAUGGAUGUAAAGGCUCCGAAACCACUAGUUAUGGAAUCAAUGUUUAUCCCCGAACCGGUUGUUUCAAUGUCCAUCACGCCGGUUGACAAGUCCAACGCGGAGUCUUUCAGCAAAGGCAUGGGUCGUUUCACGCGCGAGGACCCCACCUUCCGCCUGUCCCAAGACCCUGAAAGUGGUCAGUCCAUUGUAUCCGGGAUGGGCGAGCUGCACUUGGAGAUCUAUGCGCAACGGCUGGCUCGUGAAUAUAAUGCACCUUGCGUUCUGGGAAAACCGCGUGUCGCAUUUAGGGAGACACUGACAGAACCGUUCCAAUUUGAUUAUUUGCAUAAAAAGCAGUCUGGCGGAGCUGGUCAGUACGGUCGGGUGAUUGGUGUUCUGGAGCCACUGCCACCGAACUCAAACACUCAACUGAUCUUUUCCGACGAAACAGUCGGAACCCAUGUUCCGAAACAGUACGUGCCGGCAGUUGAGGUCGGAUUCCGAAAUUCGUGUGCCGAGGGCUACUUGGCUGGUCAGCGUAUCGCUGGUGUGCGAUUCCGCUUGCAAGAUGGAGAUAAUCACUGUGUGGACAGUAGUGACUGGGCUUUCCAGCAAGCCGCUGAGGGAGCUAUGAAGCAAGCCAUGAACGAGGGUAGCUGGAUGAUUCUCGAGCCGAUUAUGCUCGUAGAGUCAAUCGCCCCGGCUGAAUUUCAUGGUCAACUUUUGACCUCAAUCACCCGGAGGAACGGAUUGAUCGUCAAUACAGAGAUGCAUGAAGGUUACGCGACGGUUGAAGCCGAGAGGAAUACAAAGGAGACCACGAAACACUUGGGUGCUGUCGGUGCUACUCGCCUUCCAGGAUGGGGACCGCGUGAUCCUCACUGUGCCUGGUUGGAGACACUACAAGAUAUGGCUGCCAACCGA
This is a messenger RNA of Opisthorchis viverrini, 2124 nucleotides long. RefSeq lists its product as hypothetical. Gene Ontology annotation, molecular function: translation elongation factor activity; GTP binding; GTPase activity. Gene Ontology annotation, biological process: mitochondrial translational elongation. NCBI's taxonomy places the organism in Eukaryota, Metazoa, Platyhelminthes, Trematoda, Opisthorchiida, Opisthorchiidae. The transcript is spliced from 11 exons. The record is from RefSeq and is a predicted model, not a curated record. The annotation marks the transcript as partial. Gene Ontology annotation, cellular component: mitochondrion.